AUGCAUCUAUCUAGUCAGUUCUCAAUUGGAAAUUUAAAAAAAACUUUAUUAAAGGAUGACAAUAAAGAAAUUAAAUAUACUUUCGAUAGUAUACUUAAAAUUAAUACCAAUUUAAUGUCAUUAUUAAUAGAAAACAUUUUAUUAAUAUCUGAACUUAAAAUGUCUAUAAAUAAUUAUUAAAAAUUCAAAAAUAUUAAUGUAAUUUAACCUUUUUAUGUGAAGAUUUAGAUUAUCCAAUUUAGUAUUUCACUCAAUUUAUUAAGUAUAGAUCAAAUUCAGAUGCUAAAAUAGAUUUAUAUGAUACAUUAAUUGACUGUUGUUUGGCAAUAAUAUAAACCUAAAUCAGAAGAAUUUAUUAAUAAUUUGAUUUCAAAAAACAAAAGAGUUAAAAAAUAUAUCAAUACAAAAUAAUCUGAUAAUAGAUAUGUCAAGUGA
Messenger RNA from Paramecium primaurelia, 435 nucleotides. Lineage: Eukaryota; Ciliophora; Oligohymenophorea; Peniculida; Parameciidae. The record is from the annotation of a GenBank genome assembly.